GUCGGCCACGCCAAACAGAAGAACCCAAACGCUAACUUGCAAGCACUCUCCAGCCAAAAACAUUUCGCUUCUUCCACCCACUCUUGAAUCAUUCGCCUUUCCUUCCUGCCCCUACCGAUGACCUUUUCCUAAACCAACGCCCUGCUUGCUCUCCCCUUGCCAUGGACGGGACAAACGCCGCGGCCGCUGCCCCGCCGCCGGUACCCAUGGCGGCGCCCGUCGUCCCGGUCGAUCUGACGGUCGUCAAGAAGCUCCUCGGGGGCGGCGGCGACCUGGCGGUCCACGACGCGUCUGGCGGUCUCGCCUUUCGUGUCACGGCGGCGGACGGUUGUGGCAGGAGGUGCGGAGGCAGGGCGCUCCUCGACGCCUCCGGGAGCACUCUGGUCACUGCCAGGACCAGCGAGGGUGCGUGGCAGGCAUUCAGAGGAAUUAGUUGGGAACAGACAGACAUAAUUUUUUCAACAAAGGUAAUUUGUGCUUCUUCAGAUCGAAAGGAGGUACAUGUCUUUGUCCCGCCGAGAAGCACAUCUGAGGAGCAAAAACCAAGCUACAUACUCGUAGGAAAUCCAUCUCGAAGAGCAUGCACGAUUAUAAGGGGAAACUCCAUUGUUGCUCAGACAAAUCUCCCGUACAAACUCAAUAAGGCCGUCUAUUCAAGGCGGAAGUUUAGAGUGACGAUUUACCCAGGAAACGAUAACAUUCUGAUCAUGGCAAUGGUUAUGACCUUCCUUGUUCAAAAAUAACAUAGGUGAUGAGUACUCGGACAUUGCUUUCAGAAAGCUGAGAGGAUGAUUUAGUUCAUUCUUCUCUCACUGACCAAUGCACUUACUGGACGAAAAAAGGAUUCUCGAACAUGCACCCAAAUGCGUGUCGUUUUUCUUACUGGACAGGCUGAUAUGUUGUAAAUAUUUUGUUGUUGUCCAGUUUCGUUUUUUUUUUUGGCUAGAUAACUACGUACAUCCAAAUUUUACAUGUUCAUGCCCUAAAUAUUUUUCUCGCAUUCAUUGGCAUCAAGGGAUGGAUAGGACAUGGUACUAUGAAACCCAGCAUUAUCUUCUGAUCAAGACAGCAGUAUGUGUUGCAUAAUUGUGGCUAUAA
This is a messenger RNA of Triticum aestivum (bread wheat), 1098 nucleotides long. RefSeq names its product protein LURP-one-related 7. Bases 162 to 743 code for a protein of 193 amino acids. The record is from RefSeq and is a predicted model, not a curated record. NCBI's taxonomy places the organism in Eukaryota, Viridiplantae, Streptophyta, Magnoliopsida, Poales, Poaceae. The transcript has 3 exons.